AUGGUUCUGAUGCUUUGCUGCAGCUUCGAUCCCUUCUACGUGGGACCCUGCCCACCCGGCUGCCUGGCUCCUUUGAUGGGGGGAACUCCCUACUGCGGAUGCGGUCCCUGUGGAGGUUGCUGUAGUCCUUGCUGUGGUCCUUGUGGUGGCUGCAGCUCGUGUCCCUGCGGCUGGUGAAGUGCUCACUGGAAAAAGAAAAGAAUGGUCUCUAACCGCUAUCAUAGGCAAUACUAAGCGCAUGCGGUAAGAAGCUUCUUCCGGGAUCAAGCUUCUGUCAAAGACUGCUGGAGGGAUAUAUUGGUGUUAGAAACCCUUUUCCUUGGCCGGGGCUAAAACACCCAAGCUCUCGUAUACAUUUAGAAUUUUUAUUAUGGCUGUUCAGUAAUAAAAUGAAUUAAAAUACAAAA
Drosophila yakuba is the source of this 407-nucleotide messenger RNA. Its product is annotated as male-specific sperm protein Mst84Db. The record is from RefSeq and is a predicted model, not a curated record. The coding region runs from base 1 to 177 and encodes 58 amino acids. The transcript has a single exon. Lineage: Eukaryota; Metazoa; Arthropoda; Insecta; Diptera; Drosophilidae.